CAGAGGAUAAGGCCACAGGCAGCGGUUUCACUGUAGGGCAUUCCCAGGAUUCGUCACGCAGCAUCACGCUCUACCUGUCCAACAGGUGAGGCCAGCUCACGCACAGCAGAGGGAGAAGGCUUCAAAACCGAGCAGGGAGGCCACUCUAGGAGGGGGGGUGCGGGAGCAUUCAUGGUCAUCUAUGGGUGAGUGUCUACGGAAAGCUUGCCCAUGUCUGGAAACACUAUGGCAGAGGAUUUUCAGCGACAAGAAGCCUCCUCCUGGAGCAGAAGGAGGAGGAGGAGGGGGAGGAGGGAGUAGUGGUGGGGAAGGAGGAGGGGGGGGGAGCAGUAUGGACGGUACCGGAGGGGUUAGCGGCAGCAUCAGUGACGGUACCGGAGGGUCGAGCCCACCGAGCCAGGCCCCGCAGGUGAAGGGGUCCGAGAGCGGCUCCAUGUUCCGGGCGCUGUGGUCGUUUGAGUCUCGGCACCCGGACGAGCUGUCGUUCCAGGAGGGGGAUCUGUUCAGCGUCAUCAGCCGCACGGGGGACUGGUGGACCGCGCGCAGGAUCGAUAAGAACGGGCGCGUGCUCGACACCGGGGUCGUGCCCAAAAACUACCUGGACCGGGCCGAGUCUCUGCAAACGCAACCGUGGUUUUUCGGGACAAUGAACCGCAUUGAGGCUCAGAGCCACCUGAUGGGAACAGGAAAUGACUCGGGAGCUUUCCUCAUCCGACACAGCGAGAAAGACCACGUGGGAUAUGUUCUGUCAGAGCAACAGCACAACCGUAACCACAGAAAAUUGAAAGUGAGCGUUCGGGUGAAGCACUUCAAGGUGCACACAGCAAACGAGACUAAUUUCUACAUAGAGCACAACCUCCAGGUCACCUCCCUGAUCGACUUGGUGGAGCACUACUGCGCCAACGACCUGACCAACACCGGCACGCUGGGAAACCCCUGCAAGAGGAAAAAGCCUCCUACCACAGAUCUGAGUCACUUUACGGUGGACGAGUGGGAGCUCCCGAAAGACGAGUUCACGCUGUUGGAGGAGCUGGGCAGCGGAUACUUCGCUGACGUCUACCGGGGGCGCUGGAAAAACCACAUCAAUGUCGCCAUCAAGAUCCUCAAAAGUGACUCUGAGUUGAACCACCGUGAGUUUCAGAGGGAAGUGCAGAUCCUGAAAAGCCUCCGCCAUCGUCACCUCAUCUCUCUGUUUGCCACCUGCACGGCCUCGGCUCCGUACUACAUCAUCACUGAGCUGAUGGAAAAAGGCAGCCUGCUCAACUUCCUCAGAGGUCCAGAGGGGCAUAAUCAAGACCUUGCGGCCCUCAUUGACAUGGGAGCCCAGGUGGCUGAUGGGAUGUCGUACCUGGAGCAAAAGAACAGCAUCCACAGAGAUUUAGCGGCUCGAAAUGUCCUGGUGGGGGAGGACUACAUCUGUAAGGUGGCCGACUUUGGACUGGCCAGAGUGAUCAAGGAGCCUUUCUACAUCACAGAAGACAAAAAGAUUCCCUACAAGUGGAGCGCUCCAGAGGCCAUCAGCCACGGGAAGUUCUCCAACAAGUCGGACGUCUGGUCUUUCGGUGUCCUGCUUUAUGAGAUUAUCACAUAUGGAGGCACUCCUUACCCAGCCUUUAACAACCAGGAAGUUUACGAGCAGGUGUCAAACGGCUACAGGAUGUCGGCGCCGUCCAACUGCCCCAACUUGCUCUAUAAAAUCAUGCUGCAAUGUUGGAGCUUCGAGCCUGAUGACCGGCCGGACUUCAAGACCGUCAAAACCAAACUGGACAGCAGCUUCUACGAGCUGGAGUGAUUCUUCAGGCUUUUACAUGAAAGGACAUUGAUUGUGUGUGUGUGUGUGUGUGUGUGUGUGUGUGUGUGUGUGUGUGUGUGUGUGUGUGUGUGUGUGUGUGUGUGUGUGUGUGUGUGUGUGUGUGUGUGUGUGUGUGUGUGUGUGUGUGUGUGUGUGUGUGUGUGUGUGUGUGUGUGUGUGUGCAAUGUGUAAACCUACAAAGCCUGAUGCAUUUUAUUCAGUCCACAAGGCCUGCAACUAUUAAUUAUUUCCAUCAUUGAAUAAUCUGAUGGUUUUUUUAAAGAGCUGAAACCUUUUCAAAAGAAUAAUUCUAGUCAUUUUUUUAAAGCUAAAAUAAAUCUCUUCAGCUUGUACAGUGUGAGCAUUUGAUUUUUUUAUCUAGUUGUAUGUAACAAUAUAUUGGAAUAUCUUUAGGUUAUGGUCUACUUGUAGGAUAAAAAAUACAUUCAAUGUGUUCAUUUGGGCUCAAAGGGACUCUAAACUCAGACUGUGUUGCCAACAGUUUACAUUAAUUGGUGCCGGAGGAAAUGAAAGUAGAACAAAUGUCUUCAACUAAUAUUUUGAGUCAUGACAACCUCAAAAGCAGCAGCCUUUAGCAAAAUAAUUUUGCAAGAUCAAAUGUCUCACUUGUUAAACUCUGUAGCUGUCUGCAAUAUAAACCUUUGGCCAGCAAGGGGCAGCGCAGUCACAUCUGAAGAUUGUCUUGCAUUCUUUUCUAAUAAGUGAUGCACAAAUGACUAAAAAUUGCUUUCCUACAGAACAAACCCAUCCAGUAUUUCAACAGUUUCUCUAAAAAAUAACCAAAUAUAUGCUGCUAUAAACUGGAAUUGGAUAAGAAGUCACAUUAAUCUACCUUUGCCGUCUUAAAGUCACUUCUUGCAUCAGUAACAAAUCAGCACUCCUUGAAACAAGCAAUGAGACCAACGAGUCAUUAUUUUAUUCAAAAGAGUUGCUUAAAGUUGUGUUAUAUGAUUGUAUUUCUUCUUCCUUAAUCUUAGGAAGGCUUAUAGGGUUCCUGACCUCCAGGUAAAAACAACUACCAAUAAUAAACUACUUUAUCAACUAUAUUUGAACAUAUUUUUGAUUUAUUGUCCCAUUUUGUAACCAGUUCUUUUAAAUUGUUUUAUCAUCUAUGUUGCUGAUGAAACGCACUGCAACACCUUCACCUUAUUUUUAGAGUCAGACAUGUAACUGAUUCGCUGCAGCAACUGUCUGACUUUGGAGUCUUAUCAAACUCCGGCCUCACAAUGAAAUCUGAUGCCACCACAACGUGACUCACUGCAUAGGGUCCUCUGUAGAGGAUACCUUUUGUAUUGUACCUGUUUUUGUUCCAUUUAAUAUGCAAUGACGUUCUGAAUCUAUAACUAAUGUAAUAAUAAUGACUAAGUAUUGAAAA
Gymnodraco acuticeps is the source of this 3188-nucleotide messenger RNA. It is a transcript of the gene ptk6b, whose product is annotated as PTK6 protein tyrosine kinase 6b. Gene Ontology annotation, cellular component: extrinsic component of cytoplasmic side of plasma membrane. The transcript has 9 exons. Lineage: Eukaryota; Metazoa; Chordata; Actinopteri; Perciformes; Bathydraconidae. Gene Ontology annotation, biological process: cell surface receptor protein tyrosine kinase signaling pathway; innate immune response; cell differentiation. Gene Ontology annotation, molecular function: non-membrane spanning protein tyrosine kinase activity; ATP binding; signaling receptor binding. Bases 182 to 1792 code for a protein of 536 amino acids. The record is from RefSeq and is a predicted model, not a curated record.